AUGUCAAAUAUCAUAUUAGUUCGUUCACAGGUUCUACGUAGCAUAAAAUCGCCGCUCUGCAUAACUCUCAUACCCAAAAAUACUCGAAUGUAUUCAGAAGGAUCCGUUGGUAGUCCAAGAGGAGGGAGUGAAGAUUCAUUUUUAAGAAGGGAGCGAGCCAAAGAGGAUUUCUUCGUUAGACAACAUGAAAAGGAACAAUUCAAGCAUUUUAAAGAACAAUUAAAGAAUCAUCAGAAACAACUGGAACAUUUGGAAUCCAAGAUUGACAAGUUAAGUAACGGAGAGAAGGAAUCUAAAUGA
Messenger RNA from Naumovozyma dairenensis CBS 421, 300 nucleotides. RefSeq names its product ATPase-binding protein (gene STF1). The transcript has a single exon. The record is from RefSeq and is a predicted model, not a curated record. Gene Ontology annotation, biological process: negative regulation of ATP-dependent activity. Gene Ontology annotation, cellular component: mitochondrion. Bases 1 to 300 code for a protein of 99 amino acids. NCBI's taxonomy places the organism in Eukaryota, Fungi, Ascomycota, Saccharomycetes, Saccharomycetales, Saccharomycetaceae. Gene Ontology annotation, molecular function: ATPase inhibitor activity.